This is a messenger RNA of Plasmodium falciparum 3D7, 4731 nucleotides long. RefSeq lists its product as uncharacterized. The record is from RefSeq and is a predicted model, not a curated record. Lineage: Eukaryota; Apicomplexa; Aconoidasida; Haemosporida; Plasmodiidae.
AUGAAAGAUAAUAAAAUGAGUAAAAAUAAUAUAUUUAUAUAUAAUGAAAAAGUUAAAGAAUUAUUGUAUGAACUUAUUUUGUUAACUAAUAAGCUGUCGAUAUAUAGAAAGAAAUAUAUUAAAUAUAUAAGAAGAAAGAUUGAUUAUGAUAAAUAUAAAUAUAAAUCUAAAUUUAAUAAUAAUGAUGAUAAUUAUGCAUUUUUAUUAUUUAAGAAUUUUAAUUAUCAUAACGAAUUUUUAAUACAUAAAUAUGUAAAAUUUAAAGAAGGGAAAAGGAGGUAUAUUUCAAAUGGGAAGUAUAAAAAAGAAUUCAAUUCUUCUUAUGAUAUCCUUGAAUAUUAUGAUAAGUUUAUAAAUAACUUAUUAUAUUUAUGUAAUAAUCAUACAGAUAUAUAUAUCGAAUUUUUAUAUGUUUUAUUAAUAAACAGUCAAUUAUUUAAUCGUUUUCUUUUUUUAAGUACAUACAUAUCCGGGGAUAAAAAAGACCAAUUCCUUUAUUUAAUAUAUAAUCAUUUUUUAAUAUUGGUAGAAUAUUAUCAUUAUUAUAAAAACUCUUCUUAUUACGAUGAUCUAUAUAACAACUUGAAAAAUACUUAUGACAAGAUACAAACCAAGCAUAACGAUAAGGAACAUUACAUUGAAAUAAAAAAUAAAAAUCAGAAUCAUAAAAGAGGGAACCACAAUAAUUUAAGUUGUAACACGGGUUUAGAAACAAAUUCAGUAUCACCUAUACAAAAUUUUAAAAAAGAUCCAAAUACACAUACAUAUAAAAAUUUUUACAAAAAAGAAAGAGUAAAAUUUCUUUAUAAUUACUCAAACAAAAGAAAUGAAAAUUUUUUUACGAUUAAUAAUUGUAACUCUUCUAGUAACGAGUGUAAUCAAUCCUUCUCAGAAUAUGAACCAUUAAACAAGGAAGCACAUGAAAAAUCUAUAUUUUUUAAUAAGGAAGAAAAUGUUUAUUAUGUAGAUGAUGAUAAAAAUGAUAAUAACUUGUUCAAUGAAAAUGUCCAUAAAAAAAAAAAAGGAAAAGAGACAAAAAAUAUUUUUAAUAAAUUUUUUUUUAAUUUAUCAGAAAGUCAAAAUAGUCUUACAAAUUUAUAUCAAAAUUUUUAUUCAAAAAAUAAAAAUAGGUCAUACGAUUCGCAAUUCAUAGAUACUAAAAAAAGAAAUUCAUUACAAAAUAAAUGUUUCAUAUUUACAAAUGUAAAUAAUUUUAAUAUUAAAGAAUAUUAUAAACUGAAACAUAUAUUUUCCAUAUUUCAAAAAUUAAAAAUUGAACAUUUAUAUAUUUUAUUAUAUUUCUCUUUGUCUAUAUUAUCAACAUUAUUUCACAUUUAUUUGACAAGAAUUAUGCUUAAUCGAAAAAACCCUUUUUUUAUAAGUACUUAUUUGUUUUAUUUAUCUAAAAAGGUUAAGAAUAAAAUUUUUAAUAAUUUAUAUAAAUAUAUACAACCUAAUAAAGAUUAUAUGAAUAGGUAUAUGUUUAAAAGUGACGAUAUGCAAGAACAAAAAAAAAAAAUAAUAAAUAAUGAUAUAUUGAUAAAUGAGUAUGUAUCAAAUCAAAUUGGAAAUUCAGUGAAUGAGGGAAAAUUAUAUAUUAAUGUUACAAAAAAUAAUAAUAAUAAUAAUAAUAAUAAUAAGGAUAAGGAUAAUUAUGAUGAUGAUAAUAAUAAUUGUCAUGUACAAGAAAAAGAUAUAACUUAUCAAGAUUUAUCUAUACAUUAUUUAAUUAACAAAUACAAACACAAUAUAGAUAACCAAUUUGUUAAUUUAUAUUAUAAAAAUAAACAUAACACAUCUAAUGAUUCUAUUACAUUGUUCAAUCAUUUAACAUGUGAGAAUUCACUACAAAAUUUAAAUAAAAUAUAUGUGAAUCAUAUUAUUAACAAAUUUUCAAAAGAAAAAGAAAACGAUAUAGACAAUAUGGAUUCAUUUAAUUAUGAUAUAAAAAUGUUACAUACAUUUCAACUUCAAGAUAAUUUAAAAAAAUUGAACUUUCAAAUUCUUAAUACAAAACAUGAAAACUAUAUAUUAGAAGAAUGUAACGGUGUACUAGAAAAUAUAAUAAAUAAAGAAGAAUAUAAUAUCAUAUCUGAAGAGGAUGAAAAAAUAAAAGAUAAAGCAAAUAAAAAUGAAAAAAGACAAUCAUCCAAUCAAUAUAAUCAUAAUGAUGAUACUAUUCCUUACAUACAUAUAACAGAACAUAAAAACGAUAUAAUAAAAGAAAAUAGUAAAAGUAAUGAUGAACCUAUUGAAGGAUGUAAAAAAUAUGAGAAGUCAAAGAAAUCUAUUAAUAUUCCUGAGCAAUAUAUUAAUAAUGAUAAAUUUUAUAAAUUCAUUGAACAUCAUUUAGAAAUGAAAUAUAUUUAUUUGUAUUAUAAAAAUAUCGAAAAAGACAAAUUAUUAAAUUAUGUAGGUUUUGAAAAUCUAAUAAAAAGCUUGAGUAUCAUGUGCAAUGAACAUUUCUUUUCUUUUUAUAUGAAUAAAAUAAAUGUGAAAAAUAUGUAUGAAGAUAAUGAUAAUAUAUUAAAUGAAGCUCAUAAUGUGAAUAAACAUACUAUAAAAACAAAAAUAGAAAAAAAUAAAAAACAUGAAGAAAAAAAUAAUAAACAUGAAGAAAAAAAUAAAAAACAUGAAGAAAAAAAUAAAAAACAUGAAGAAAAAAAUAAAAAACAUGAAGAAAAAAAUAAAAAACAUGAAGAAAAAAAUAAAAAACAUGAAGAAAAAAAUCCCCAUGAGUCGGAUGAUGAAGAAGAAGAAGAAGAAGAUAAUAUUGACACAUUACAUUUAAAUAGUAUAUAUAAAGAACCUACAUUAAUCAAUAAUGAAUAUAUUAAAAAAAAAAUUAAAAGAAAUAAAUUAUAUACAUACAAAUUAUUCAAUAAUCAAAUAGAAACUUUAUUAAACUCAAAAGAAUUAAUGGAGUAUAUAAAAAAACAAAAAGAGAUCAAAAAAAAAAAAAAUAAAAGUGAAUUACAAAAUGAUGAUUUUCUUUAUAUACAAUCACAAAAUGGUAAUAAUGUUAUAAAUAAUAAAGAUCAACAUAUAUAUAAUGAUAUAUUCAAAUUUAUACAAAAUAAAAAUUAUCAUAAUAAAAAUGAUGAUAUCAUACAUACAAAUUGUAGUUCAUAUGAAAAUAGUGAUUCUAGUGAUAAUUUAACAUUAUAUAAUUAUUCUAAAAAUUAUUAUCAUCAAAAUAAUAUAAUUCUAGAUUCUUUUCUUUUUUUUAUAAUUCAUAUAUUUUAUACCUUCUUACAUUUUCAUAAUGUAUAUUUUUCAUCACCCUAUUUGAAUCUAUUCUUAUCCUUUUCUAUUAAGCUAAUUUAUAAAUAUAAAAAUGUAGUGCAAUGUCAAUCAAAUGAUUAUAAUAUUGACAUGUCCCUAGAUCCAUCCGUUUUAUCAUAUGAAAAAAGAGAAAAUGGACCUACCAUAAAUUAUGACUUACCCGAACAAAACAUCCAUUCGUCAAAUAAACCAUGUAACCAAAUUAACCUUUUGAGAAGGAAAAAAAAUAUUCAAAAAACAUGCACACUUUAUAACAAUAGUAAGAAUCAUAUAUAUAAUGCUUGCUCUUCUGAAGAUAUAACAAGUAUUAAUGAAGAGGUAUUUAACGCACCAAAUAUAAUAGAACUUAUUAUAAAAAAACAAAAAUUCAUAAACAAAAAACAAAAGAAGAAUUAUUCGUUUAUAGGAAAUGAUAUAUUUUUAUUUGGAAAAGAUAAAACAAAAGAAUUUUUACCUAACACAUUUGACAUAAUUAUCAACUCUUUUUUCGAUUUAUGUAUAUCUAUAUGUAGUAUGAAUUUUAAAUAUAUAUCUCAAAAAAAACAAAAAUUAAAUAUGUCCUAUUUUUGUAAUAAUAUAAUUUUUUAUCAUCAUAUUAUAAAUAAAUCGUAUAAUGACAAAGCUUUAGAUCUAUUCAAUAGAAAUAAUUAUAAUCAUUCACUUGAAUGCUAUUCUUAUUAUUUUGAUGAAUUAAAAAAUGAUCAAAGUUUUAUUAAUCAUUUUGGAAAAUAUAAAAACACGGAUACUAUUUUUCGACACAACAUAGCUAGCCAAAAAAAAAAAAAAAUAAUCAAUAAUAAAAAUAAAAUCAUAUCCAAUAUUCAUAAGAACAAUAACCAUAUAAAUGACAUGAUAGGAAUGUAUAAAACAAAAGAAUUAUCAAGUAAUAGUUCGAAUAUAUUAAAUGAAAAUAAUUUAAUAAAAAGGAAAUCAAAAGAAAAAAAAAAAGAAAGUAACCACAAAAAUGAAAAUAGUAAUAAUUCAUUUGAUGGUACAUCAAAUUAUUAUAAUGAUGAUAAUAAUUAUAACACUUAUCUUUCCUUUAGUAGUGAUGAAAGCUUAAACUUCUUAAAAUAUAUUAAAAAGAGAACAACAAAUCGAAUAUAUAUAGAUGAAAAUAAUAUAAUAAAUAUGCUUAUUAAUAUUGGAUGUAUUUUUAUGAAUAAUAUAAAAUAUAAUGCGGCUAUUACAUUAAAUCAUAUUUACAAAAUUAAUCAAUAUGAUCUUUUAAGCGAUAGACAAAAAUUCUACCAUUAUAUACAGAAAUCAUUUUAUAAUAAUAAACAUAUGACAUUUCCAUAUAUAUAUAAUCAAUAUUUUAUAUCUUUCUUCUUUUUUUUUAAAAUUCAUUAUCUUUUCUUUUUAAUAAAGUUCAAAUGUGAAAAUGAAAUUUUUCUUAAGGCUUAUUGGUUUCUCCAUGCCGUAUAUAAUAUAACUCAAAAUUGA